Messenger RNA from Mauremys mutica (yellowpond turtle), 1703 nucleotides. It is a transcript of the gene CEP19, whose product is annotated as centrosomal protein 19. The coding region runs from base 489 to 980 and encodes 163 amino acids. The record is from RefSeq and is a predicted model, not a curated record. Gene Ontology annotation, biological process: microtubule anchoring at centrosome; trans-Golgi to periciliary membrane compartment transport. The transcript is spliced from 4 exons. Gene Ontology annotation, cellular component: centriole; centrosome; spindle pole. Lineage: Eukaryota; Metazoa; Chordata; Testudines; Geoemydidae.
UGCCUCCCCCCCACCCCCCUGGGGCUCUAGCUACCUCUCCUCCGCCUGCUUGCCGGCCCCCCGGUUCCUCUGGGGCUAUAGCGACCCCCACCCCCUACCUACCUCAUAGGUGUUGGGACUAAGGGUUCUGGGGAGGGGUACGGCAGCACCACCUGGUUUUAAGUGGUUUCCAUCGUUUACAACAGUGGUUCUCAAGAGUGGUCUGUGGAUAGUUCCCUCUAAGGGGCGUGCCUGGGUGGCCACACACCUAAUUAGUGGAGCCCCGCAAGUAUGAUUACACUAAAUAGGUGCCUGGACCCACCCUGGAGAAGACACAUGUAAGUGUGCAGGAGGCACUGGGAGAGAGAGAGAGGAGAUGAUCAGCGGGGUCGCUGGCGGGCGGGCGGUGCUGAAGGGAGGAGAGCUUGGCUGCCGGUGUAAACAUUGAAGCACACACCUAGUAGAACUCUGUAAGAUUUCAUUUUGUUCAGCCAGUAGCAUGAGCUGGGAUGACUUACGUUGCAAAGAAGUGUGGCAUUCGCUUUCAGCCUCCAUCCGUUAUCCUGAUCUAUGAAGAUAAAAACAAGGAUAGAGCACGCCAGCGCAUCAUGCCUAUCCGAAACUUCUCCAAGUUCUCAGAUUGCAGCAGGGCUGCAGAACAGCUGAAGAAUAACCCUCGGCACAAGGCUUACCUACAAGGGGUCUCACUGCAGCAGCUACAGAAGUUAUACAGUUUGCUAAGAUGCCACUUGCAGGGAAAGAGUUUGGCCCAGAGCUUGGAGCAGAUUCAGCAAGAAGAGACCAUUGACCCAGAGGAGGACCUGAACAAACUAGAUGACAAGGAGCUGGCAAAAAGGAAGAGUAUCAUGGAUGAGCUGUUUGAAAAGAACAGGAAGAAGAAGGAUGACCCAGAUUUCACCUACAAUGUUGAGGUUGAGUUCCCACAAGAUGAUCAGCUGGAAUCCUGUGGCUGGGAUGCAGAGUCGGACAAUGAGUUCUGAUAAUGGACAAGGCCUCCUAGAUAAUCAGUAUGGAGAGAACGAACCCAUAUUUUCAUUACACAGAGAGCACAGUUACUGUGUCCAUGAUAUCGCAUCAGUCUACCAAGCUUGACUGACACUGUUUACAAGCCAUACAACUGAUGCAUUUUACAUUGGUAAAUAAGAGAUCGGUGCCUAUGGUGUUUUAGCAGUUUGGGGAAUAGACAAACAAUUUUUUAAGUCUUACGUGAAGCCUGAUAAAAAGGGACAUGGGGAUAUUAAAUUAUUUUUAAAGGGUUAGAUUUGUAGCUCUUAAGUAACUGAAAUAAUUUUAAAUCUGUCUUUAAGCAUUUGUUUGUCUACAUUUCAUUCAUGUUUGGCAAGGAAACUAGAUGGGUUAUUUUUGUUUCUAUUCAAUUUUAUUUUCGUCAUUAAAAUACAGUGUUAAAGUUGCAAAUCUUUGCAUCUAACUCAGGAGAAGAAACAUUCAGAUUCUUAUUGCAAAUGUAGUAUUUUGUUAUUAGUUAGGCUUUAACUGUCUUAAUAUAUACUCUAAACAAAUCAAUAUUGCAGUGAAAAUCUUACCUUUAGAUUUCUUGAGUUGUGUUUAAAUCCACAAUCUGUGUUCCAUGAAUGUACAUUUUUGUAUUUAAGAAAUAAAAUAUUUAGAAAACAGAUUAACCUUGGAGAUAUCAUUGACAUUUGCAGUGGGGGGAGAGAUAGGUCAGUGGCUUGAGCAUUGGC